Molecule: messenger RNA, 1482 nt
Organism: Condylostylus longicornis
Lineage: Eukaryota; Metazoa; Arthropoda; Insecta; Diptera; Dolichopodidae
Gene: calypso
Product: ubiquitin carboxyl-terminal hydrolase calypso
Exons: 3
Coding region: 138-1403 (421 amino acids)
Biological process (GO): ubiquitin-dependent protein catabolic process; protein deubiquitination
Cellular component (GO): cytoplasm
Molecular function (GO): cysteine-type deubiquitinase activity
Source: RefSeq, a predicted model, not a curated record
UUGAAAAUGAAUUGUCUUUUUAUUUGAUUUUUUAAUAAAAAAAAAUUAAAAUGAAUAAUAAAUAUUACUAGAUUCUAAAUUAUUUUCAUAUUAAUAUUCAAUGUGUAUUAUUAUAAAUUAAGUAAUAAAUUUGAAAAAUGCCAGUUGAUAUAAAUCGUUUAACUGAUGGUUGGCUUGAAUUAGAGAGUGAUCCUGGACUAUUUACAUUGCUUUUAGAAGAUUUUGGUGUAAAAGGUGUUCAAGUUGAAGAAGUUUAUGAUUUACAAAAAUCAAUUGAAGGACCUGUUUAUGGUUUUAUAUUUUUGUUCCGGUGGAUAGAGGAAAGGCGUGCCAGAAGGAAAAUUGUUGAAACUACUGAAAUUUAUGUUAAAGAUGAAGAGGCUAUUAACAAUAUAUUUUUUGCCCAACAAGUAGUACCAAAUUCAUGUGCAACACAUGCACUUCUUUCGGUUCUUUUAAAUUGCGCUGAUUUACAUUUGGGUGAUACUCUUCAACGUCUUAAAGUUCAUACAAAAGGAAUGUGUCCCGAAAAUAAAGGAUGGGCAAUUGGAAACACUCCAGAAUUAGCUUGUGCACAUAAUUCACAUGCAACAAAAAUGCAAGCGCGUAGACGUCAAGACAAGAGUAGUGGUAUAAGUACGGGACGUUUUACUGGAGAAGCAUUUCAUUUUGUUAGCUUUGUACCCAUAGAAGAUCACUUAUUUGAAUUAGAUGGUUUAAAACCAUUUCCUAUGGAUCAUGGUCCCUGGGAUACAAAUGAAGAUUGGACUGAUAAAUUUAGACGAGUAAUAACUGAUCGUUUAGGUAUUUCUACCGGUGAGCAAGACAUUAGAUUUAAUUUAAUGGCCGUUGUGUCUGAUCGCAGAAUAGCGUUAACUCACAAAUUAAAAAUGUUACGUACAAAUAAGCAAAUAAUAUCGGCCACCUUACAGAAACUUUUAAAAGCGUCUGAGAAAUUAAGUGAAGCAGUUAAGGAAGGAAAAUCCAAUAAUACUGAUACUGAUGAUAUGAGACAAGAAGGUAAUAGGAGCCCUUCACCAACAUCACUUUUAGAAUCAAAUGCGUUUACUGUUCGUGAUCUACAAAAUUUAUUAAAGAAUUUGGAUUCUGAAAUUUCAGUAAACGAACAGCAUCUAAAUGAUGAGAACGAUAAGCGAUACAUGUUCAAAGUUGAUGAUAAUCGACGAACACACAACUAUGAUGAAUUUAUUUGUACUUUCCUCUCAAUGCUAGCCCAUCAAGGAUUGUUAGGAGAUUUAGUAGCACAACAUUUACUUCCUAGUAAAAAGAUGUCAGGACAAAAUGCUAGCCGCAUUGGUCGGCCAGCAAAGAAGAAUGGAAGUCCACCCAAACCAGCUGGUAGAAGAAGAAAAGGACGAAAUAAAUGCAAGAAAAGAAAAUAAAAUUAAUACAAAUACUACUCAUAUUACAUAACAACACAGAUUAAAUUUCAAAAUAUCAAAAAUAAAUAAAACUCAUAAA